AUGUGGGUCAAUAUUAAAAAUAUAUGUUUGGAGUUAAGACAAGUUUUAAAUAUAAACAUUAUCCAUCUCGAUUUUGAGAUAGCUGCUCAUACGGCUGUGCAAAGCACAUUUUCUGGAGUAACAGUUAAAGGCUGUAGAUUCCACUUUGGUCAAGCUUUAUGGCGGAAAAUCCAAUCAAAGAAUAACCUUCGACAAUCAUAUAAUGCUAAGCAAAAUGAAACUGGUGAGUGGCUAAAAAUGUUUUUUGGAUUACCAUUUUUACCAGUACAUGAAGUCACUGAUGCAUUCGUUGAUUUAAUGUCCAUAUGUCCACAAGAUGCAUGUUCUGAAUUUGGAGACUACAUUCUUAACACCUACAUUGAAGGACAAUUCCCAAUGGAAAUUUGGACCCAUCCAAUCAAUGCAAAUAUAACUACAAGGACUACGAAUGGAGCUGAAAGAUUUCACCAAGGGUUUAAUUCUGAAUUUUAUUCUCCGAAUCCAUCUGAGUAUUUGUUUCAAUUUUGGGAAGUAUUUUUACGUGACGGAGAUCGUAUGCAGUUUUUAAAAAACGUCGGCAGUCGGUUUCAGCCUAUCAAACUUUGA
Rhopalosiphum padi (bird cherry-oat aphid) is the source of this 585-nucleotide messenger RNA. RefSeq lists its product as uncharacterized. Bases 1 to 585 code for a protein of 194 amino acids. The record is from RefSeq and is a predicted model, not a curated record. The transcript is spliced from 2 exons. NCBI's taxonomy places the organism in Eukaryota, Metazoa, Arthropoda, Insecta, Hemiptera, Aphididae.